Molecule: messenger RNA, 865 nt
Organism: Pipistrellus kuhlii (Kuhl's pipistrelle)
Lineage: Eukaryota; Metazoa; Chordata; Mammalia; Chiroptera; Vespertilionidae
Gene: SCAND1
Product: SCAN domain containing 1
Exons: 1
Coding region: 144-632 (162 amino acids)
Source: RefSeq, a predicted model, not a curated record
CCAUCUCCCUCGGGUAGCGCAGACUCUCCCUUUUACCGGAAGACGUAUUCCUCUCGCCGACCAGGCGCAGACGCAGACGCAGACGCAGACGCAGCGCUGGACCCGCAGCCCUAAGACAAAGAGUGACGUCCUGAACCGGAAUCAUGGAGGCGACCCAUCCCGACGUGGCGGCCACUGGGUGCUCCGAGCCGCCGCGGGAGAGAGAGGAAGAAGCCGGCCCGAGCUCAGGCCCGGAGCGUAACUCCGCGGGCUCCUCGUCGACUCCUGAGAUCCCACCGCCUGAACCCGCCAACGCUGAACCCGAAGCGAUCCCUCCGCCCGUGGCGGCCUCCGCGGGCCCCGCGCCGCUUGCUGAUGCCGCUCCGCGCACCGCCCCAGGCCCUGAGGGCUCCCGGCUCGGCCCGGAGAUCUUCCGCCAGCGUUUCCGACAGUUCCGCUACCGAGACGCAGCAGGCCCGCGAGAGGCGUUUCGGCAGCUGCGGGAGCUCUCUCGCCAGUGGCUGCGACCCGACAUCCGCACGAAGGAGCAGAUCGUGGAGAUGCUGGUGCAAGAGCAGCUGCUCGCCGUUUUGCCCGAGGCGGCGCGGGCCCGGCGGCUUCACCGCCGCUCCGAUGUUCGCAUCACCGGCUGAGCGGCUGGCGGCCAGGUCCAGGCGCUCUCUGGACUGCAGCCGUGAUCGGGUCCUGGGGCCUGAGCCUCGCUCCCUAAUCCACGUUAAUGAAAACGAGCUUUGGCAGCUCUUGUAGUCUGAUGUAGCCCUUUCGUUCGUUCUUUACUGGGUUUAUUUUCCCGAGCUCGGGAAAACAACAACCUUUGUUCUUGUUAGUGGGAGCCCAUGAGAAUAAAGCCUUUGUUUCCUAUUCA